Molecule: messenger RNA, 1885 nt
Organism: Nymphaea colorata (pocket water lily)
Lineage: Eukaryota; Viridiplantae; Streptophyta; Magnoliopsida; Nymphaeales; Nymphaeaceae
Product: probable indole-3-acetic acid-amido synthetase GH3.1
Exons: 4
Coding region: 1-1812 (603 amino acids)
Cellular component (GO): cytoplasm
Molecular function (GO): acid-amino acid ligase activity
Source: RefSeq, a predicted model, not a curated record
AUGGCCUCCACACCGAUCACAGAGAAACAGAGCACAGCGACAAGUAAAUCCGAUAUGGACAAGGACGUUGAGCUUCUGGAGUUCAUAGAGGUGGCGACGAAGAAUCCGGACGAUGUGCAGAAGAGUGUGCUGGCGGAGAUACUGAGCCAGAACGCCCACACUGAGUACCGGCAGCAGCGGUGCGACCUCGGAGGAAGCACCGAUCGCCAGACCUUCAAGGCCAAGGUCCCCAUGGUCACCUACGAUGACCUCAAGCCUGACAUCCUGCGCAUCGCCAACGGCGACCGCUCCCCUAUCCUAUCUGCUCACCCCAUCUCCGAGUUCCUCACCAGUUCCGGUACGUCCGCUGGUGAGCGGAAGCUCAUGCCUACAAUUCAGCAAGAUCUUGAUCGACGUCAGUUCCUUUACGAUCUUCUCAUUCCUGUCAUGAACAAGUUUGUUCCAGGACUAGACAAAGGAAAAGGGCUGUACUUCCUCUUCGUCAAGACCGACACAAAGACACAAGGAGGCCUGUCGGCCCGCCCCGUCCUCACCAGCUAUUACAAGAGCGAGCUCUUCAAGGGAAGGAAGUUCAACCCUUACCUGGUCUACACCAGCCCAACGGAGGCCAUCCUCUGCUCCGACUCCUUCCAGAGCAUGUACUCACAGAUGUUCUGUGGCCUCCUGCAGCACCAAGAGGUCCUCCGCGUCGGUGCCGUCUUCGCCUCAGGCCUCCUCCGUGCCAUCCGCUUCCUCCAGGUACACUGGCAAGAUCUCGCCCUCGACAUCGAGAGGGGCACACUCAGUGUGAAGAUCACAGACCCAUCAAUCCGAGCCGCGGUAGCCAAGCUAAUCAAGCCGGACCCGAACACGGCUAGGUUCGUCCGGGACAACUGCUCGAACCAAAACUGGGAAGGUAUCAUCAUCAAGAUCUGGCCUCGAACAAAGUACCUCGACGUGAUUGUGACUGGUACCAUGGCUCAGUACAUCCCCACACUCAACUACUACGGGGGUGGCCUACCACUGGUCUGCACCAUGUAUGCCUCCUCAGAGUGCUACUUUGGCCUCAACCUGAACCCACUUUCCCACCCAUCUGAGGUCUCCUACACCAUCAUGCCAAACAUGGGCUACUUCGAGUUCCUUCCCCACGACCCGGACCAGCCUCAUGAGCCGAGCCACACCGAGCUCCUCGACCUUGCCGACCUUCAACUUGGCAAGGAGUACGAGCUCGUUGUCACCACCUACUCCGGCUUGUACCGCUACCGCGUCGGCGACAUCCUCCGAGUCAGCGGCUUCCACAAUUCCGCCCCUCAGUUCCACUUUGUUCGAAGGAAGAACGUGGCUCUGAGCAUCGACUCGGAUAAGACCGACGAGGCCGAGCUGCAGAAGGCGGUCGAGGCGGCGUCGAACCGUCUGAUGAAGGACAACCACGCAAGGAUCGUGGAGUACACCAGCUAUGCCGACACAAUAACCAUACCGGGUCACUACGUCAUAUUCUUCGAGCUGGCGUCGGACAAGGGCCCGGAUCCGGCACCGGUGCCGGUGGAGGUGAUGGAGGAGUGCUGCCUUGCCAUGGAGGAAGAGCGCAACUCAGUGUAUAGACAAGAGAGGGUGUGCGACCAGUCGAUUGGGUCGCUUGAAAUAAGAGUGGUGCAGCGCGGCACGUUUGAGGAGCUAAUGGAGCACGCCAUCUCCAGAGGCGCCUCCAUUAACCAGUACAAGGCCCCUAGGUGUGUCACUUUGGCUCCCAUCUUGGAAAUGCUGGACUCAAGGGUCGUAUCCUCCCACUUCAGUCCAGUCCUGCCUCAUUGGUCCCCAACUCGUCGCCAUUAACAGAUUAAUAAGUUAAUUAAUUAAUAGUGGCCUCCCAUCUACUGUCCUUCCUUCAUUCAGCUCCCUCUCUAGU